Juglans microcarpa x Juglans regia is the source of this 701-nucleotide messenger RNA. Its product is annotated as 60S ribosomal protein L23. The record is from RefSeq and is a predicted model, not a curated record. Lineage: Eukaryota; Viridiplantae; Streptophyta; Magnoliopsida; Fagales; Juglandaceae. Gene Ontology annotation, cellular component: ribosome; cytosolic large ribosomal subunit. The transcript is spliced from 4 exons. Gene Ontology annotation, molecular function: large ribosomal subunit rRNA binding; structural constituent of ribosome. Gene Ontology annotation, biological process: translation. Bases 132 to 554 code for a protein of 140 amino acids.
ACAAAGAUCAUGGGGCGUUUUGGAAUUUAAAAAUUAACACUUGUGACCUUAGAAAAGCCCUAGAUAGCCACCUAUAUAAACGACCCCAAAAACCCUAAUCUUCUUCUCAGUCUUCUCUUCAGCGGGCAAAAAUGUCGAAGCGAGGGCGUGGAGGAUCAGCAGGUAACAAGUUCAGGAUGUCACUGGGUCUACCAGUGGCAGCUACAGUGAACUGUGCCGAUAACACCGGGGCAAAAAACUUGUAUAUUAUCUCGGUGAAGGGAAUCAAGGGUCGCCUGAACCGUUUGCCAUCGGCUUGCGUUGGAGACAUGGUGAUGGCCACCGUGAAGAAAGGGAAGCCUGAUCUCAGGAAGAAGGUUCUGCCUGCAGUUAUUGUGAGGCAGCGUAAGCCAUGGCGCCGAAAGGAUGGGGUCUUCAUGUACUUUGAAGAUAAUGCUGGUGUGAUUGUGAAUCCAAAGGGAGAAAUGAAAGGGUCUGCAAUUACCGGUCCUAUUGGGAAGGAAUGUGCUGAUCUAUGGCCGAGGAUUGCAAGUGCAGCUAAUGCCAUCGUUUAAGAGAGUUCUAUGUUAUCUUUGUUUCUCCUACCGAAAAUUUAAUCUCAAUACUUUUAUAGAAGCAGAGAGCUUUCCUAGAUUGACUGGAUUUUGUUAUGAGGAUAUUUUGAGUUUGGUGAAAACCGCAUGGAGUCUAUCUUUGGAUUA